CGCAGUGCUGCCGAGUCCGUAGGCCAGAGCGCCGCUUCUAGUUUGGGGAGAGACGCCGGGUGGAAGGUACGUGGUGUCGGGGGGCUGAGCCGAAGCGGGCUAUCGUUUGCCCGCGGCCAUGGAUUUGGAGGACGAUUAUUACCCGGACGGAGACGAUGAUGGUGGAGCAACGCCGGUACAGGAUGAACAUAAUUCAGACUCAGAUGAUCAGGAGGACUCAACUGAGCACCGUGCUGCAUCUGAAGCCAGCAGUGUGGAUCAUCAAUCUGAGGAUGAAAGCCUUAAAGAAGAUCAGAGUGACACAGAAGACAUUGACCGCCCCAGCCGGCCCCAAAGCAGGGAGGACAACCACAUUAGUAGUGAUUCCGAGAGUGAAGAACCGAAGAAAGCUCACAGCAUUGAGCAAUCAGAUGAUGAAGCAGGCAGUGAUAAGGAGAAUGAAGACAGCGGCGGAGAGUUAGAAGGGAGCCACGAAAGAAUGAAUGAUACAGACAGUGAAAAGGAUGUGAGAGUAUCACCAGAACAUAAUGAGAGCCGAGGAGUCAGUGAUGACGACGGCCCUGCACCUCACAGGGCAUCCAACAGCGAUAAUGAGCAGGACGAGGAAGAGAGGGAGGAGACUGUGAAGAGGAAGAAACCGGUUCUAUCUGAAAGUGACGAUGAGAAAGAAGAACUGAAUAAAUCUGCUAAGAAAAGUCGUCUGAUGUCAGACAGUGAGGACUCGGACAGUGAUGUUUCCCCCACUAAGAAAAAGCGUAGUGUUUCUGGUGGGGAGGAAUCGGAUAGCGAUGCCAGUGAUUUAAAGAGAAAACGAGCAGCCUCGGGUGGCGAGGAUUCAGAUAAUGAACCUGACAUUGUUACAGCAAAGCGCAUUGUUUCAGACGAUGAUUCAGACGAUGAUGCUGAUGUGUCGAGAACCAAGCGUAUAGUCUCUGAUGUUGAUGAUUCAGACAGCGACUCCAAUGCCCAUGCAAAAAAGCAGAUUGUUUCUGACGCUGAGGAUUCUGAUAAUAACACAGCUAUUAGGAAAAAGCAAGCCUUUUCCAAUAAUGAUGAUUCAGAGAGUGACACCACACCUAAGAAAAAGCGCGUUGUAUCAGAGGAUGAUGACUCCAACUCAGACAGUGAUGCCCCUGCUAAGAAAAAACAUAUUCUUUCUGCUGGCGAAGAUUCCGACAGUGAUGCUGAACCAGAAAAACGAGAGUCUAAUGGUGUUUUAACUGACAGUGAUGAAGAUGAGGAGAAUAAGGAACCCUCUCAAAAAGCUGAAUCUGGUCUGUUUGGCAGUGACAGCGACUCUGAGGAUGAGACUGGUGUUGGAAACUUGAUAGCUGACAUUUUUGGUGAAUCGGAUGAUGAAGGGGAAGAGUUUACAGGCUUUAACCAAGAGGACCUUGAUGGUGAAAAGGCUGCUGUCGAGACUGAGAGACAGAAAAUGGUUGCUGAAGAGUCAGACUCUGACAAUGAAGUUCGAGGGAAGGGACGAGACUCUGAUUUUGUGUCUGAUUUUGAGAUGAUGCUGCAGAAGAAGAAAGAUCAGAAUCGGAAACGACGACGAAAUCGGGAUGGCGGCACUUUCAUUAGUGAUGCGGACGACGUAGUUAGUGCCAUGAUCACUAAAAUGAAUGAAGCUGCAGAGGAAGACAGACAGCUCAAUGGGCAGAAGAAGCCAGCCUUGAAGAAGCUUACUCUUCUCCCCACCGUUGUCAUGCAUUUGAAAAAACAGGAUUUAAAGGAAACAUUUAUUGACAGUGGGGUCAUGUCUGCUAUCAAGGAAUGGCUCACUCCAUUGCCUGACAAGAGUCUGCCACAUCUGAAGAUUCGUGAGGAGCUUCUGAAGAUCCUGCAGGAGGUAAAUGAGGGCAUAUAGCUGUGUACCAGAAGA
This is a messenger RNA of Rhincodon typus (whale shark), 1885 nucleotides long. Its product is annotated as interacts with SUPT6H, CTD assembly factor 1. The record is from RefSeq and is a predicted model, not a curated record. Bases 119 to 1870 code for a protein of 583 amino acids. The transcript has 10 exons. Lineage: Eukaryota; Metazoa; Chordata; Chondrichthyes; Orectolobiformes; Rhincodontidae. Gene Ontology annotation, cellular component: nucleus. Gene Ontology annotation, biological process: poly(A)+ mRNA export from nucleus.